Molecule: messenger RNA, 2794 nt
Organism: Schistocerca gregaria
Lineage: Eukaryota; Metazoa; Arthropoda; Insecta; Orthoptera; Acrididae
Exons: 3
Coding region: 578-2794 (738 amino acids)
Source: RefSeq, a predicted model, not a curated record
UAAGAAUUGGUGUCAUGAACUGAUAUAUAUAUAUUAUGACUAUUAAGGUAAAUACAUUGUUUGUUCUCUAUUAAAAUUUUUCAUUUGCUAACUGUGCCUAUCAGUAGUUAGUGACUUCCGUAGUUUGAAUCUUUUAGUUAGCUGGCAGUAGUGGCGCUCGCUGUAUUGCAGUAGUUCGAGUAACGAAGAUUUUUGUGAGGUAAGUGAUUUGUGAAACAUAUAGGUUAAUGUUAGUCAGGGCCAUUCUCUUGUAGGGAUUAUUGAAAGUCAGAUUGCGUUGCGCUAAAAACUAUUGUGUGUCAGUUUAAGCACAGUCGUGUAUAAUUUUUCUAAGGGGACGUUUCAUAUGUCGACCCUUAGCCGAGGAUACCUCACUGGAAUUUUCUGAUUUUUUUCUUGUAGUUUGUGUAAUUAGUGUAGCUUUUGUUUAUUGCUAGCGCGUAAUCAUAGAGAGAAUUUCCUUUGUAUUUGCAGUCUUUCAUUUUUGUACAGUAAAACCGUUUUGGCAUGCAUGUAGUUUUUGCACGAAGUAUUUCGCAGCUGCGCUUGCAGUUAACUAGUUAUUAUUUUCAGUGCUAUGUUAAUGUGUUUUCUUAUUUUGCUCUUCAAAUUGUGCUUUUCUGUGUUGUCGUGUGAAAUAAUAAUGGCGUGUGAAAAACGUAAUACUAGGCUCCAAAGUAAACUGAGAAAUGACAGUGAAGACGAAAGCAGUGUGUUAGCGCCACCAUGUAAUGAAUUAACUAAUGUUCAAAGUAGUAAUUUGGUAAUUGUACAUAGGGAAAUGGAGCGGGCUGCAAACAAUGGUGUAGACAGUGAAACAAUUAGUGAACAGGGAAGCAUUAUCGAUCGAUCGGUUGGCAACCGCUCGCCUCAGGAGUCCGGAAUGACAGGACACAUUCUUGCAAAUACUGUAGAUUCAGGUUUUGCGUCCUCACCGUUUUCUCAAAUAAGUCAAGACACAUUUUCUGUUUUUCAAACUGCGAAUAUUGUCGGUUCAAAUACAUUGCCAAUUAGCACUAAGGAACAUGUUUCAGACACCAGUGCACUGUUAUUACAAUUAAUGCAACAAAUGGGACAAAAGCUUCAAAAGUUAGACACAAUGGAACAAAAUCAGAGACAAACACAGCAAAAGCUUCAAAAGUUAGACACAAUGGAACAAAAUCUUCGGAAGUUAGACACCACACUUGAACAAACACGUGAAGAUUUAACUACUGAGUUACAUAACAUUGAAUCGAAAUGUCAAAAAAUCUGUAAUGACGUAAAAACACAAGUUUGUGAGCAUUUUCAACCUAUUUUUUCGCGGCAUGAAAACGCAUUACAGAAUCAUGAAGCAGCCAUAAAAGAAUUGCAAACUGUUUUUCGUGAAAAUCACGACACCUUGCAAGCUAAAAUGGACUCAGUUGCAUCCACCGAUUCGGUUAUGCAACUUGCAAGAACUCAGGAAAACUUAAAGGACACAGUAGAUUCGAUUUCAACACAAAUGGACACUCUGAAACUUGGUUCAGAAAAACACACUGAGGAAAUGUGUUCACUAUCGGAGAAAGUAGCCGAACUUUCGGAUCAGUUCACUAAUUUAUCUACGAAGGUAGAUGAUAAUCUGAAUGACACGAAACCGGUAGUCUUUAAUGACACAGAAGAGUGCAAACAAAUUAGGAAAUUCAAACAAAGUCUGAAUCAAAUUAGUACGCAACACCAAAGAGAAAUCCGGGAAGUACAAGAUCAGCUGACACAGGUAAUACAACGAUUACGUAUUUCAGAGGACACUCGCGCUCCAAUACGGGAAGAGGGACAUAGAAAUACGGAACAGCCACAAAAUAAUAACACAGGGCACUUCGGAAAUUAUGAAAGAAAUUGGCAAGGUACACCGAAUUUUGAGAUGGAACCGCUGAAACGACGUAACAAUGACCGACAUGCGACUCGCCGACAUGAUGAUUUUGACCAUAAGCUGUUCAUUACUACACGCAAAUUCAAAACAUUUAAGAAUUCUGGCAACGACAUUCAUCCACAAGCGUGGCUUCAUCAAUUCUCUCAUUGUUUUCCUCCCAACUGGUCAUUAGAACACAGAUUAGAAUUUAUGUGUGGCUACUUGGAGAAUGAACCAGCUGUAAGAAUGCGAUCGGUCAUUCACGAUUGUCACAGUGAAGGAGAAUUUUAUCAUGCUUUCCUCUCAGCAUAUUGGUCUCAAGCUACACAAGACCGAGUAAAACAUAGCAUAAUGAUGAUGAAACACUUUGAACAAUCUGAAUUUUCCAGUCUUGUCAAAUAUUUUGAAGACAUGUUGCAUAAGAACCAAUAUCUUUCAAACCCAUAUAGCCCUUCAGAACUCAUCCGCAUUUGCAUAAUGAAAUUUCCUGAACAUUUAAGGAAUAUUAUUUUGGCAGGACGCUGCAAAGACGACAUUGAAGCUUUUCAGGGCGGCAACCGGCAACCCUUCCCGAUAUUUAAUUUGCGGACCGGAGCCCGUGAUUACUGUCAUCGAGACGCGGGCCGCGCGGGCAGUAAUUGGCUGCCAUUGACGGCGGCCAUCACGCAGCUGUCGGGAACCGGACGCCGGCGCGUUGUUUGCGCCAUUGUGUGGCACUGCGCGCGUGGGCGCUCAGCGCCGCCGAGGUUUCGUGGCUGUCUGUCUCCGCCCCCGAACUCCACCCCCGCCCCCACCCGCGCAACUGUCUGGCUGGCUGUCGGCUUGUUUGGCAAUCUGUCGCGCCCGCGUCACUCACCCGCGGACGGCAAUCGGAGCUAUUUUCGUUUCUCUACGCCCCCUCCCCCUUCCCUGCUGUCCGGGGGAAGAUAA